AUGAACAACACUCCGACGUACUGGUGGCGGUAUUUCAACCUCUCCGGCAGACGCUACGGCCGCUUGGAUCCCCAGACGAACGCGAUAACCGCGCAUCGGGAUCGCACAAAGUUUGGCAUGUCGUUCACCACGAACGGCGGUUACUGCUGCGUGGCCAUGGAACGUUUCGUGCCGAAAAACAACGAUUCUAUCGGACCCAAGAGCAAAAGAUCGAAGCGAAAACAAACGGACGACCGCGAUCCCGUCGAUCUGUCCAAGUUUUCCGGAUUUCUGGGACUGGAUCCCGGCGUGGUCAAUUACGUGGGCGCAUGUUACCUCGAUAACGUGGAUCGUAAACGUAACUAUACGUUGAAAACUGCCAAGUUUAAACAAUUUGAGUGCAAGGAACGGAUAAUCAAACGCCGACGUGAAAAACUGAUUGGCCGGUACGAACGUGAACUCUUACAAUAA
Molecule: messenger RNA, 450 nt
Organism: Macrosiphum euphorbiae (potato aphid)
Lineage: Eukaryota; Metazoa; Arthropoda; Insecta; Hemiptera; Aphididae
Source: the annotation of a GenBank genome assembly